UCGUCAGACCCCACAAGAAUGAAGGCUCUUGGCGUGCUGUUCUUGCUGUCGGCGGUGGCUGCCAUUGCUGCUAUCUCACCUCGUGCAUUAUGGGAGUUCCGCAGCAUGAUCAAAUGCACCAUCCCAGACAGCAGCCCUCUGCUCGAGUUUAAUGGCUACGGCUGCUACUGCGGCUUGGGAGGCAGUGGGACACCUGUGGAUGAACUGGACAGGUGCUGUCAAACACACGAUGAAUGCUACACCAAGGCACAGUCGGUGUGUGCCGCCUCCAACGAUACCCCCUACACAAAGACAUACAAAUACUCUUGCGAGAACAAGAAGAUCACGUGUAGCAGUGCCAACAACGAGUGCGAGUUGCUCGUCUGUAACUGCGACCGCACGGCCGCCAUGUGCUUCGCCAAGGCACCGUAUAACAGCGCUAACCUCCACCUGGACAAGACCAAAUACUGCAGUUAAAUGCAGCGCGGCUGCCGCCAAUAAAAGCCUCGCACCACA
Messenger RNA from Lagopus leucura (white-tailed ptarmigan), 495 nucleotides. RefSeq names its product phospholipase A2 group IB (gene PLA2G1B). The record is from RefSeq and is a predicted model, not a curated record. The coding region runs from base 19 to 456 and encodes 145 amino acids. NCBI's taxonomy places the organism in Eukaryota, Metazoa, Chordata, Aves, Galliformes, Phasianidae. The transcript is spliced from 4 exons. Gene Ontology annotation, biological process: positive regulation of fibroblast proliferation; phospholipid metabolic process; lipid catabolic process. Gene Ontology annotation, molecular function: phospholipid binding; signaling receptor binding; calcium ion binding.